Molecule: messenger RNA, 3201 nt
Organism: Plasmodium coatneyi
Lineage: Eukaryota; Apicomplexa; Aconoidasida; Haemosporida; Plasmodiidae
Exons: 1
Coding region: 1-3201 (1066 amino acids)
Source: RefSeq, a predicted model, not a curated record
AUGGAGAACAACGACAGUAACCACACCAGUUACUACCAAAGCGUAACGUCCAACAGUAACAGCAUUAAUAUUUUUUAUGAAGACAUAAAGCAGAACAGAAGUGACAAGCAAAAAUUAAAUGAGUGGAAAAGUGACAAACAUGUGAGUGGGAAACGGUCCAAAAAAGGGUACCAUUCGAAUGUGGGGUUUUUUCACCAUAAAAGGAAAAUAGCUGGUGAAAAGGAAAAUAGACUAUUUAUAGAAAAUGACAAGAUUGGUAAUAACUACUCCCAACGGGACUUAAAAAGAAAAGGUCACCUUCCCCAACAGAGUGGAAAAGGUAAUGCAGAUAAGUCGAAGGAAAACUUGCUCAUAGGUGCAUCUCCGGGGGGGAACAACACAGAGGGGAAUAACAAAUUGGGGCACCAUGUGAGAAGCUCCAAUGGAAAUAGUGGGCCCAUUCAGUGGGGUGCCCUUAACGGUGGUCAAGGUUACCCCUUAAAGCAGGCGCACAACCAGGGUGGUUAUGGUAAAGGUGAUAGGCGGACCCUCCACGAGAGCAAUCAUAACAAUAACAUUAGCAACCAUGGGGAGGGAGUAAGACUCACCAAAGAACUGCUCGACGAUCUGAAUAAGAGAAAUAAAAUUCUCGAUGAUGACAGUGAAGAAGAAGAAGACCAUGACAACCAGAACUUCCUCAUCUAUGUGAAGAAGAGGAUCAAGCAGAAGAAGGAGGAGGAGAAGCGGGAGAAAAGGGCCGAGAGGAGCAGAAGGAUAGGCAGGAAGGUAAGUAGGAGGACAGGCCGGAAGAUAAGCGGGAAGAUAGGACGUGGCCAGGCAGGCGGUCAGUGGGUGGGGGACCACCUUGGCGAACCUGAGAGCAUCCCUCACAAUCACCCCCAAAGUGAAGACCAGAUAAAAGACGCCAGUGGUACCCACGUGAACGAAAUUAUCGGGCAAAACAACACAGAAGGGAAACAAAUCGAAGAUCUGGAGACCCCCCCAAACGGAUGCAGCAACGGAAUGGCUCCUCCAAGUGGAAAAUACUAUGAUGAUACGAAAUGGACGAAUAACGGAAACAGAGAAAAUUCCAAUCAGGUAGAAACAUACAAAACAAUGGACGACAGUAGCUCCCUAUUUAGUGAUGAAUCGACCAAGGUGUAUGUCAAUAGGAAGAACCACGUUGAAUUUAAUAUGUGUGAAAAUCCCUGUGAUAUUUGGUAUGGGUUAAGAAAGAGGAAUGGCAAGCGCAUUUUUAUUAGCAGUUUGGGUGUGAAUGGGAAGAAGAAUAAAAACAAGGGGGGGAAUACAAGAAGUGGUAAUGCGAGGAAUAAUACUGGUAGAAGUGGUCAUAUUUGGGCUACCAACGGGAGAAGCGACCUAAUGAGGAAUUCUAAAAAGAGUAACAAUGGCAUUGUUAAUGGCAUUGUAAAUGGUAGUGUAAACAACACGAAUAAGAAGGGAAAGCCCAAGAACGUAGAAAGAUACUACAUAAGCAAGAAGAAGGGAAGCAGCAGCAGUUUGGCUAAGCUAAGUCGAGACAAACCCAAGGGAAAAAAGAGCUCCAAGAGCAACGUCAGAUAUGUUAAGUACAGUGCAGAGUGGAGCUCCAGUUACUGCUCCAAUGUAAUAAACAGCAAUGAUGGAAACCUCUCUGACAACACCAUUGCGACAAUGCACAUUGAUGGAAAUUGCAAAUAUAAUGAAGAAAGCAACGAGUACAGAAGUGGCAAAGGGAAUAAGCACACAUACAACUCCGCCACUUAUAGCGGUAAGAGUAAGAGAAGCCAUAGGAAGAAGGGGAAAAGUAAUAUUUUGCAGUUUAAUAAAAUGGACGGGGAAAACAAUUUUAUCAUUUCGCGUAAUGAUCAUCAUCAGCUAGCCAAAAAAUCUUCAAAAAAAAAAAGUAAAAAAAAUAUUAUGACCUGGUCAGGUAAAAAUAACAAUUAUGAGAAAAAACACAGAGUGCAUUUUGCGCCGGUGAAGGGUGCUAACAAGAACAUUUACUACGAUAACGACCAGGUGACCAAAAUUAGGAUCAAGGGGGCGGGAUCCCUGGGGUAUUUGAGUGACGGUGGUGGGAAAUGUGCAACAACUGCUUCCAACGUGGCCGCCAAUGCUGGUGAUGCACUCGACCGGGGUGAUCACAACGACGGAGCUAAUAACAAGACGGACGAGGAUGUAGGCCGAAAAAGUCACGUGCCCAUCGGGGGAACAAACAGUAGCAUGGACAUUAGUGCUGACAGCGGUGACCCCACAAACAGCGAUAGUAGCCAUUUAAAAACUCACUCCCUUUCGAUGCACAGCGGGCUUACUAAGAAGAAAGAGAAUAUUUCUAACGACGCCAGCGUAACGACAGACAAUAAAUGUAAAUCACUAAAUGGAAGUAUCCCUUCCAUCCCCUGUUGUGCCCCUAUACGACAGGAUCAUAACGAAAAUAUUUCACCUAGUUGUGAAAAAAAUUAUUUGAAGUCAUCCUGUGCGAAUAACGGAGGCGAAUUUCGCACUGAGGUUAAACCCACUGUGGACAAUGCGUGCAGUGCAAACCAACAUAAGGGAGUUGGACUGCACGGAUCAUAUCAGAGCUGUAAAAAUGGAUCCAAAAGAAUGAAUACACAUAAGACGCACAAAAUGAAUAACUACAACAACCACAGUUACAAUGUUGGCAGUUCUGCAUGCAAUCCGUCUGUGAGCAACAAAGAACAUGAGGGGAACUACUUGGCUCAUGCGUUGCCCCCUGAUGAUGCCGCUCUGCCAACGAUUCGCACUGAAACAAGUGAGUACUACUCCAGGAACAAGGGGAAGGAUUAUGUCGGUGCACCCAACUUUUACUACCAGCAUGGUGGAAAGAACGGGGGGUCCACUUACCACAGCCAUGCGAAUCACAAACCAUUUGACGUGAUCAAGGAGGAAACGCUUAUCGUGACGGAAGGAAGAGACAAAAUAAUUUCCCCCGAUAUUGCCUACACGGGUGAGCAAAACAGGAAGUACAAAAAUUACUACUACAAUAAUGCCAAAUUUGACUUUUCUUAUGAUAUUGAGGACGAUAUACGGAGGGGGAAGAAAAAAAAGUGGACCGCCAACAACUCCAACAGCAACGGCAACAAUGGGAACGGAAACGGCGUUCAUGGUGGUGCCCCCUUUGGCAGCAAGUCAACCUUUAAGAGUGCCAGAGAGAGGGUUCAGUCCUUACUGGCCAAGCGGAGGGGCGUGGACUUCUGA